CGAAACAGCUCACGACUGAAGAGAACCAACUCCACGGCCCCUUCACCUCCAAAGAAAGGCAGGACACAGCGGCCGUACGCAGAAGCCGGAAAAGAGGGCGUUCCGGACCGGAAACUAGGGGACAGCUUCCGGCUGCGCGCAGGAAGUAGCUCCUCUAGCGUGUCGCCAGCUUGUCACGCAGAGGCGGAGUAGAGUUUGUCCCCCACUCACGCACGUGGUGCCCGAGUCUCUCUUCUCGUCGCUUGCUGUGAAGAUGUCGCACCCAUCCCCGACAGCCAGGCCCUCCAACCCCAAGAACCCGCGGGUCUUCUUUGACGUGGACAUCGGCGGGGAGCGAGUUGGCAGAAUUGUUUUAGAAUUGUUUGCAGAUAUUGUUCCCAAAACUGCAGAAAAUUUUCGUGCGUUGUGUACAGGAGAAAAAGGCACUGGACCCACAACUGGGAAACCUCUCCAUUUUAAAGGAUGUCCUUUUCACCGAAUUAUUAAGAAGUUUAUGAUUCAGGGUGGAGACUUCUCAAAUCAGAAUGGGACAGGUGGAGAAAGUAUUUAUGGUGAAAAAUUUGAAGAUGAAAAUUUUCAUUAUAAGCAUGAUCGGGAGGGUUUGCUGAGCAUGGCAAAUGCAGGUCCCAAUACAAAUGGUUCUCAGUUCUUUAUCACAACAGUUCCAACUCCUCAUUUGGAUGGAAAACAUGUGGUAUUUGGUCAAGUAAUUAAAGGACUAGGUGUAGCAAGGAUGCUUGAAAAUGUCGAAGUGAAUGGUGAAAAACCUGCCAAACUGUGUGUCAUUGCAGAAUGUGGAGAAUUGAAAGAAGGGGAUGACUGGGGAAUAUUCCCCAAAGACGGCUCUGGUGACAGUCAUCCAGAUUUCCCUGAGGAUGCUGAUAUAGAUUUAAAAGAUGUAGAUAAAAUUUUAUUAAUAACUGAAGACUUAAAAAACAUUGGAAAUACUUUUUUCAAAUCUCAGAACUGGGAGAUGGCUAUUAAAAAAUAUGCAAAGGUUUUAAGAUACGUGGAUAGUUCAAAGGCUGUUAUUGAGAAAGCAGAUACAUCUAGA
This is a messenger RNA of Cricetulus griseus (Chinese hamster), 1054 nucleotides long. The record is from RefSeq and is a predicted model, not a curated record. NCBI's taxonomy places the organism in Eukaryota, Metazoa, Chordata, Mammalia, Rodentia, Cricetidae.